Rubroshorea leprosula is the source of this 5415-nucleotide messenger RNA. The record is from the annotation of a GenBank genome assembly. NCBI's taxonomy places the organism in Eukaryota, Viridiplantae, Streptophyta, Magnoliopsida, Malvales, Dipterocarpaceae.
AUUUUGCUUCUCUAAGAGCAAAAGAAAAAAAAAAUUAAAAAUCAUAAAUCAAAAGAGAAGCUUUGAAAAAGAGGAAGAGAAAUCGUGAAAAAAAGGUUCGCCGUUUGUGAUCGGCGCCGUCUUGUUGAAUUCAACAUCGUUACUGAAUUGCGAGUUGAAAGGCCACCGGAAGGUAGUUUGCCAGUUCGUUUUCGCUCCGAUCUGAGUCGUUGAGUUUGGCUUUCCUCGACUCGUUCGUGUCUCGGAUGAGUUGGUAGAGGAAAGAUCGCUGCACUGGAAUCGUAAUGGCUGCGCCAGUUAACAUUAUUGUAGGGACUCAUGUAUGGGUCGAAGAUCCAGUGCUUGCCUGGAUUGGUGGAGAAGUUUUUAAAAUCAGUGGCGAAGACGUUCAUGUUCAGACCACAGAUGGGAAAACUGUUGUCACAAAUAUCUCCAAGGUAUUCCCAAAAGAUACUGAAGCACCACCUGGAGGUGUAGAUGACAUGACAAAGCUUUCAUAUUUGCAUGAACCAGGAGUUCUGCAUAAUUUGGCUGCCAGAUAUGAACUUAAUGAAAUCUAUACGUAUACUGGAAACAUCCUGAUUGCUAUAAACCCAUUCCAAAGAUUGCCACAUCUAUAUGAUACUCACAUGAUGGAACAAUACAAAGGAGCUGCUUUUGGAGAGCUAAGCCCUCAUGUCUUUGCUAUUGCAGAAGUUGCAUAUAGGGCAAUGAUCAACGAGGGAAAAAGCAACUCAAUUCUUGUUAGUGGAGAAAGUGGUGCUGGUAAGACGGAGACUACAAAGAUGCUCAUGCGGUACCUUGCUUACCUUGGUGGUCGAUCUGGAGUGGAGGGGCGGACAGUUGAGCAACAAGUUCUAGAAUCUAAUCCAGUUCUUGAAGCUUUUGGAAAUGCAAAAACUGUCAGGAACAACAACUCAAGUCGUUUCGGUAAAUUUGUUGAAAUUCAGUUUGACAAGAAUGGGAGGAUCUCUGGAGCAGCUGUGCGUACUUAUUUGCUAGAAAGGUCUCGUGUCUGCCAAAUUUCAGAUCCUGAGAGAAACUAUCAUUGCUUUUAUCUUCUCUGUGCUGCACCACCUGAGGUUAGAGAAAAGUACAAGUUGGGAAACCCAAAGACCUUCCAUUACCUAAAUCAAUCUAACUGCUAUGCACUGGAUGGGGUAGAUGAUGCUCAGGAAUAUCUUGCGACUAGAAGGGCCAUGGAUAUAGUUGGAAUCAGUGAGGAAGAACAGGAGGCAAUCUUUAGGGUAGUAGCUGCAAUUCUACAUCUUGGGAAUAUUGAAUUUGCAAAGGGGGUAGAUGUUGACUCUUCUGUCCUCAAGGAUGAAAAUUCUCGGUUUCAUCUCAAUAUGACAGCUGAACUACUUAGGUGUGAUGCAAAGACCUUGGAAGAUGCACUAAUAAAGCGUGUAAUGGUUACACCAGAAGAAAUUAUUACAAGAACUCUUGAUCCUGUUGCUGCUCUGGGUAGUAGGGAUGCCUUUGCUAAAACUAUUUAUUCUCGCUUGUUUGAUUGGCUUGUAGAUAAAAUUAACUUCUCAAUUGGGCAAGAUCCGAACUCGAAGACAUUAAUUGGAGUACUUGAUAUUUAUGGUUUUGAAAGCUUUAAGUUCAAUAGUUUUGAGCAGUUCUGUAUCAAUUUUACAAAUGAAAAGCUGCAACAACAUUUCAACCAGCAUGUCUUUAAGAUGGAGCAGGAAGAAUAUACCAAAGAAGAAAUCAAUUGGAGCUACAUAGAGUUUGUUGAUAACCAGGAUGUGUUGGAUUUGAUAGAGAAGAAACCAGGAGGAAUUAUAGCACUUCUGGAUGAAGCCUGUAUGUUCCCUAAAUCUACACAUGAAACAUUUGCUCAGAAGUUGUACCAGACAUUCAAAAACAACAAGCGUUUCAUCAAACCUAAACUUUCUCGGACUAAUUUUACUAUAUCGCACUAUGCUGGGGAGGUAGUUUAUCUGGCUGAUCUGUUCCUUGACAAAAACAAAGAUUAUGUAGUGGCAGAACAUCAGGAUCUGUUGACAGCCUCUAAGUGCCCAUUUGUAGCUGCUCUAUUUCCUCCCUCUCCAGAGGAGUCAUCAAAAUCCUCCAAAUUUUCUUCCAUUGGAACACGCUUUAAGCAACAACUUCAAGCUCUGAUGGAGACACUAAAUUCAACAGAACCUCACUAUAUCAGAUGUGUGAAACCAAACAAUGUCCUCAAGCCUGCAAUUUUUGAGAAUGCAAAUAUAAUUCAGCAAUUACGCUGUGGUGGUGUUCUUGAGGCAAUCAGAAUCAGCUGUGCUGGAUACCCUACAAGAAGAACAUUCUAUGAGUUUCUUCACCGUUUUGGUGUUCUUGCUCCUGAAGUGUUGGAUGGGAAUUAUGACGACAAGGUUGCAUGUCAAAUGAUUCUGGAUAAAAUGGGACUGAAAGGUUAUCAGAUAGGUAAGGCAAAAGUUUUCCUUAGAGCUGGUCAAAUGGCUGAGCUAGAUGCAAGGAGGGCAGAGGUGCUUGGAAAUGCUGCUAGAACCAUUCAGAGGCAAAUUCGCACAUAUAUUGCUCGCAAAGAAUUCCUUGCAUUUCGAAAAGCUGCUAUUGUAUUGCAAUCUCAUUGGCGAGGUAUUCUAGCCUGCAAACUGUAUGAACAGCUUAGAAGGGAAGCAGCUGCUUUGAAGAUUCAGACGAACUUCAGACUAUACAUUGCUAGGGAAUCCUAUCUAACACUAAGGUUGUCUGCCAUCACAUUGCAGACAGGCUUAAGGGCAAUGACAGCUCGUAACGAGUUCAGAUUUAGAAAACAAACUAAGGCUGCAAUCAUUGUUCAGGCUUAUUUGCGCUGUCACAUUGCAUACUCAUACUAUAAGAGUCUUCAAAAAGCGGCAAUAAUUACUCAAUGUGACUGGAGGAGACGGGUUGCACGGAGAGAGCUCAGAAAGCUCAAGAUGGCUGCCCGUGAAACUGGGGCCCUUAAAGAAGCAAAAGACAAACUGGAAAAACGUGUUGAAGAACUUACAUGGCGUUUACAGCUUGAAAAGCGUUUAAGGACUGAUUUAGAAGAAGAAAAGGCACAAGAAAUUGCCAAGCUGCAGGAUGCUUUGCAUGCUAUGCAAAUGCAAGUAGAGGAGGCAAAUGCUAGAGUCAUAAAAGAACAAGAGGCUGCUCGGAAAGCAAUUGAAGAAGCACCUCCAAUCAUCAAGGAAACUCCUGUUAUAGUUCAAGACACAGAAAAGGUUGAUCGGCUUACAGCUGAAGUAGAGAGUUUGAAGGCUUCGCUGCUAUCAGAAAGACAAGUAGCAGAGGAGGCCAGGAAAGCUUGUACAGAUGCUGAGGCAAGAAAUACAGCACUGGUCAAGAAACUUGAAGAUGCAGAACGAAAAGUGGAUCAGCUUCAGGAAUCUGUGCAGAGAUUGGAAGAGAAACUUUCAAAUUCAGAAUCUGAGAUUCAAGUCCUUCGUCAGCAAGCAUUGACCAUCUCACCAACUGGGAAAUCUACACGACAUAGACCAAUGUUUAUUCCGAGAACACCAGAGAAUGGAAAUGUUAUUAAUGGAGAAACAAAGAUUACAUCAGACACGACUCUUGCUAUAGCAAAUGCACGUGAGCCAGAAUCAGAGGAAAAACCACAGAAAUCUCUCAAUGAAAAGCAGCAGGAGAACCAGGACUUGUUGAUCAAGUGUAUAUCACAAAACUUGGGAUUUUUUGGUGGCAAACCAGUUGCUGCCUGUGUCAUAUACAAAUGCCUUCUUCAUUGGAGGUCAUUUGAAGUUGAAAGAACUAGUGUUUUUGACCGCAUUAUUCAAACAAUAGCUUCAGCUGUUGAAGUCCAGGAUAAUAAUGAUGUCUUAGUAUAUUGGUUGUCUAAUUCAUCAACAUUGUUGUUGCUACUACAACAUACACUGAAAGCAAGUGGAGCUGCUAGUUUGACCCCACAAAGGCGGAGAACAGCAUCAGCUUCUCUGUUUGGAAGAAUGUCUCAAGGGCUACGAGGAUCUCCACAAAGUGCUACGAUCUCAUUUUUAAAUGGGCGUGGACUGAGCAGACUUGAAGACUUGCGGCAAGUUGAGGCCAAGUAUCCAGCACUACUCUUUAAACAACAGCUCACAGCCUUCCUUGAGAAGAUUUAUGGAAUGAUAAGAGACAACCUGAAGAAGGAGAUCUCACCGCUGCUUGGAUUAUGUAUUCAGGCACCCAGGACAUCACGAGCAAGUUUGGUAAAAGGACGUUCUCAAGCGAAAGCAAAUGCUGUUGCUCAGCAAGCUUUAAUAGCUCAUUGGCAAAGCAUUGUGAAAAGCUUAAACUCUUAUUUGAAUAUAAUGAAGGCAAACUAUGUACCUCCCUUCUUAGUCCGCAAGGUAUUCACUCAGAUAUUUUCCUUCAUCAAUGUUCAGCUAUUUAACAGUCUUCUUCUGCGGCGUGAGUGUUGCUCGUUUAGUAAUGGAGAGUAUGUGAAAGCAGGGCUGGCAGAAUUAGAACAGUGGUGUUCUGAGGCAACUCAGGAAUAUGCAGGUACAGCUUGGGAUGAAUUGAAACAUAUAAGGCAAGCUGUUGGAUUCCUGGUCAUACAUCAAAAGCCCAAAAAGACCUUGAAUGAAAUAACCAAAGAACUUUGCCCAGUGCUCAGCAUACAGCAACUAUACAGGAUUAGCACAAUGUACUGGGAUGACAAAUAUGGCACACAUACUGUGUCAUCAGAGGUUAUUUCAAGCAUGAGAGUUAUGAUGACUGAGGACUCCAACAAUGCUGUUAGCAGCUCUUUCCUACUAGAUGAUGACUCAAGCAUCCCGUUCACGGUUGAUGACAUCUCCAAAUCAAUGCCACAAGUAGAGAUUGCUGAUAUUGAACCUCCACAAUUAAUACGUGAAAAUUCAGGUUUUGGGUUCUUACUUCCACGUUCAGAGUAAAUAUCAUAUUGUUCAAGUUUUGGGUCAUGGAUUCCCAGGAUUUUAGUCUCAUGGAUGCUCUGCACUUCAAUCGUCGUGCAAUCAUCACACCAGUCCUGUGCAUAUAAUUACAUGAUUUGUCACCUCCACAUGUAUAAUACUUUUUUCUUCCAUUUCCCUAGCAACUCAGUCUUUGGGGUUUGGUUCAUACAUCAUUCUUUUUCCCCCUUGUUCCAGGAACGAGGGGUAUUUAUUUGUUGAGAAGCCAUAUCACCAGUAGUGUGAUAAGGUGCGAUUAUAGCAAUAGGUUUGCCUCAAGCCCUCAACGGGCUUGUCAUUUUUUUGUUUGAUUUUUUAGUACCUUUUGGGACAAGGUGCUCCUCAAGGUACGACUGUUUUUGUUUGGUUUGCGGGUUUUUGCCAAUUUUCGAGUGUAAUUAAUAACAGCUUCAUUUUAUAGGUUGCUGUUUUUUGUAUGCAAGUAUGAGGAAUCCAAUUUGUAUUUAGUGAUGUAAAUUCAAUUUUCUUUGGGUUAAGGAAAUGAAUCUACCCUUGUGAG